Chelonoidis abingdonii (Abingdon island giant tortoise) is the source of this 1457-nucleotide messenger RNA. RefSeq names its product WASH complex subunit 3 (gene WASHC3). NCBI's taxonomy places the organism in Eukaryota, Metazoa, Chordata, Testudines, Testudinidae. Gene Ontology annotation, biological process: exocytosis; actin filament polymerization. Gene Ontology annotation, cellular component: WASH complex. The record is from RefSeq and is a predicted model, not a curated record.
CAUGCGCCGGAACACCGGUCCCCCUCUCCAGGGGCGUCCGGCCGUGCCCUAUAGAGGAGGUUUUGUAUCCGGGGUUAGAGGUCAACCUCAGUACAGAGUCCCGGAGACUUCCGGGCUGGGGUCUGGUGGGAGGAAGUGCUGGUUUCGUUCAGCCUUACCCCCCCUCCCCGCACCGCUUUCUCUGGCCGUAGGGGAUGGAUGAGGACGGGCUGCCCCUCGUGGGCUCUGGCAUCGACCUGACCAAGGUUCCAGCUAUUCAGCAGAAAAGAACUGUGGCAUUUCUAAACCAGUUUGUGGUUCACACGGUGCAAUUCCUUAACCGCUUUUCUACUGUUUGUGAAGAGAAGUUGUCAGCUCUAUCUCUCCGUAUCCAACAAAUUGAAACGACGCUUAACAUUUUGGAUGCAAAGUUGUCAUCUAUUCCCGGCUUAGAAGAUGUCAAAUUUGAAGUAUUGAGUGCAAAUAUGAACAGUGUUACAAAUGGUCCCAUUCCACAAGCCACUACAGAUCAGCAUUCAGUAUCUGUAUCUCCUCAGUCAGAAAAUAGCAUACAUGAGAUAGGACAACAGAAAACAGAAGCAGCAGCAGAAAACGUCAUGACUGUAGCCAAGGAUCCAAGAUAUGCCAGAUAUCUCAAAAUGGUCCAAGUGGGUGUUCCUGUAAUGGCAAUAAGAAACAAAAUGAUUUCUGAGGGGCUAGAUCCAGAUCUCCUUGAGACACCAGAUGCCUUAGUGCCUGCAUGGGGAGAUGAAGUGAAUGCAGAAGCAAGUUCUGACAGUGAAUCUUCAUUUAGUGACUAAAGAAACUGAUUUCUGCCUUAGACAACUUCUGAUAAGUGCUAUAUAUUCGACACUUUUUACAUUAUAGCAGGAGAAUGGUAAAUAAUUAGUCAUAUGGCUCAAACAAAACCAAACACCUUUUUUGGUGCUGAGGUCUUCAUGUUUUCUUCCAGGAAGUUUUAACAGACAAACACAUUCAACCUGAACUAAGAUCUCAAUCGGUAUAGCUCAUAAUGCAUUAUCACACGCUGAGAAGGCCUUAUACGAGAUUCUUCUGUCUUGCAGAAGUAAAAAAUACUGUUUAUAUAUUAAACUGUCAUUUGUGAAACUCUAAUAAAGACUUUGGUCUGAUAUGAUUAGACUUGUAAUUUAACAUUUUGUUUAUCUAAAUUCAUUUUUCCUAUCCCGUAGCUUGCAAGCUAGGCUUUUCAAAUUGGAAUGGUCUAAUUUCAGACUGAUGCACUGUAAUGUUUCUUAUGCGAUGGUUUUAUACUUAAAUGAUGCAGCAAGAAAUACAAAAGUUAGCUAUUUUAUAAUGAGCCCAAUGAGUUCUGUAUAGCAAACUGAUCUAAAAAUCAGAUAUUCAAAAAAAAUUAAAUCUAACUUUCAAAGUGUAAACUGCUAUUCUGGCUUCAGACUCUGAAUUUGAUAUAAAGUUUGAUAAAAAAAUUUCUUUUU